This is a messenger RNA of Paramormyrops kingsleyae, 2831 nucleotides long. RefSeq names its product notum, palmitoleoyl-protein carboxylesterase b (gene notum1b). Gene Ontology annotation, molecular function: palmitoleyl hydrolase activity. Lineage: Eukaryota; Metazoa; Chordata; Actinopteri; Osteoglossiformes; Mormyridae. The record is from RefSeq and is a predicted model, not a curated record. Gene Ontology annotation, biological process: negative regulation of canonical Wnt signaling pathway; protein depalmitoleylation.
AUCAGGCUAACAACUCAAGACCUAAAUUACGAAGAAGCAGAGAACUAGCUGCCGUGAUUCAGUCACAACCUCCAUCUGUUUAUACAAACGUGCAAGUUGAUGUAUGCGCGUUUUAAACUUUGGAUUCAGGAGAAGGGAUAGGUCUGUUUGGAUAAGCGAGAGUUUAGAAAUAUGGUCCUAAAUCAAAGCCAUAUUCUGUUUUAUGUAUUCUUAAUGAGGAGGACAUACAUCAGUGUGUAAAACCUCAGAGCUCCAAUGAAAACUAUCUCAGAUCGUCGAAGAAACAAAAAAAACGGCCGGAGAAUUUUAAAAUGAACCCCAGCGUGUGCUUUGAGAGGAGGAAGCGGACCUUGAAGCUGCUCUGCUCGGUGGCGCUGCUCGCGCUGUCGCUGUCCGGGGACGCGGACGGGAGGAAGGUGCGCGGCAGCCGCGCGCAGCCGCGUCGCGCACAGCCGCCUGCCCAGUUCAGGGAGAGGAGUGAAGCCACCGAGAGCUUUCCGCUGGAUUUCACGGCGGUGGAAGGCAACAUGGACAACUUCAUGACCCAAGUGAAGAACCUGGCGCAGUCCCUGUACCCUUGCUCGGCGCAGAAGCUCAAUUAUGAUAUGAAGCUGCAUUUUUUGGAGAAUGCGACAGUGACGUGCAACGACGGGACCCCGGCUGGGUACUACAUGCGGGAGUCCAAGGGCAGCAGGAGGUGGCUCGUCUUCCUGGAAGGAGGCUGGUACUGCUUCGACAAGGAGAACUGCGGCAGCCGCUACGAGACCAUGAGGAGGCUCAUGAGCUCCACCAAGUGGCCGCAGAGCAAGACGGGUACAGGCAUCCUGUCGCCACAACCAGAGGAAAACCCCCACUGGUGGAACGCCAACAUGGUGUUUAUUCCCUACUGCUCCAGUGAUGUGUGGAGCGGCGCCUCACCCAAGACGGACCAAAAUGACUACGCCUUCAUGGGGGCUCUGAUCAUCAAAGAGGUGGUGAAGGAACUUCUCACCAAGGGCCUGGAGGGAGCCAAGCUUCUGCUAUUGGCUGGGAGCAGUGCUGGUGGCACCGGCGUCCUGCUCAACGUGGACCGGGUGGCGGAGCAGCUGGAGGAGCUGGGUCACACCGGCAUCCAGGUCAGGGGCCUGUCCGACUCGGGCUGGUUUCUCGACAACAAGCAGUACCGCUGUACCGACUGCUCGGACCCCAUCAGCUGCCCCCCCACCGAGGCCAUCCGGCGCGGCAUCAGGUACUGGAACGGUGUGGUCCCAGAGAGAUGCCGGCAACAGCACGAGGGCGAGGAGUGGAACUGCUUCUUUGGGUACAAGGUGUACCCCACCCUAAAAAGCCCUGUGUUCGUGGUGCAGUGGCUGUUUGAUGAGGCCCAGCUGACCGUGGACAACAUCCACCUGACGGGGCAGCCGGUCCAGGAAGGCCAGUGGCGCUACAUCGAGAACCUGGGCAACGAGCUGCGGAACACACUGAAGGAUGUCCCGGCCAUGUUUGCUCCCGCCUGCCUGUCUCAUGAAGUCAUCACCCGGACGUACUGGAUGGAUGUCCAGGUUAAGGGAGUCUCUCUGCCAAGGGCUCUGCAGUGCUGGGACCGAAGCCUCCAAGACAGCAGCAAGAACAAGUCCACGCUUAAGGGCUGCCCGGUGCACCUGAUUGACAGCUGCCCCUGGCCCCACUGCAACCCCACCUGCCCCACCAUCCGGGACCAGUUCACGGGCCAGGAGAUGAACGUGGUACAGUUCCUGAUGCACAUGGGCUUCGAUGUGCAGAAGAUGGCCCAGCAGCAGGGCAUGGACCCCGGGAAGCUACUGGGCAUGCUCAGUUCUGGCAGCUAAACAGACAGCCAGAAGCCCCGCCCUCUCAGUGAAACAUCCCUUCCCUCUCAUUUGUCCAUCAUACCAGCUGACCAACCAUCACCUUCCACCCAUCUACAGCCUGUCUUCUUUCUCUUCUAUUUAAAAUUUGCACACACCUACCCUGAUUCCUGCUCCCCGAACCCAAACCACGCCCCUUUCUAACAUAGCCACACCCCCUCCACCAGUGUCCAUCCCCUAUGGCCUACCCCAAACCAGAGAGACUGGACCCUAAGACAGGGAGCCGCCACCAUGGCAACAACACGGCCAGUCACAACCCUCCGCUAAUUCCUCUCAAAAUUAUCUUUUGGUCGUAAAAGACUAAAGAAAGAAACACAUAAUGUGACAAAUGUAAUCCCGUUUUAAGGAUAUCGCGUUUUAAAUCAUUUUCUACACCUUUAUGGAAAAAAGCUAUAAGGUAUAAUAAAUAUAUGGAUAAGUAUGCACCUGUAAUGGAGCCAAUCAGACACUGUAACUCUGUAGGUGACAGAUGAUCUGUUCUGCCUUUGAGGAGGACUCACCGUAAGAGAUGUGUUUCCACUGUCACCAAGAACCGACUCGUGCCACGAAGAUCUUACAUAGUAACUUCUGUGAGCCGUACCGGGCUGAUAUGGGCCUGCAUGCUAUCAGGGCCGAAUGCGUGACCAGAGCCGCUCGCGUCACCACAAUCUGAUUGGUCGCAAUGCAUGGAGAUACCGGUGCUCUGCGCGUGGAUUAUCUAAGGAAAAAGGGCAUAUUCUACACAUUAUUUAUUACUAGUAGUGUCACAGAUCACGAUGUAUCGAUCCAUUACUGACAUUUCGGAACUUGAAAAUUUCCAACCACCCAAUUAACAGUGCUAUAGAACAGCUGAACGGAAUGGAUCCGUAAUGCAGAUUUAUACAAGCGAAUGCUAAUCCCGUUGGCAUUUAAUGGCAACGUAACAUGGAGAUUCUCACAGACAUGCUAGUGCAGUAAUAAUAAUAAUUGCAGAUUGUAAUUCAUGAU